GAGUAGGUAAUUAUCAUAGAGCGUGGAUUCGGGGUGUGAAAAGGUCCUCGUAACUUGGUUGCAUACUUGUUUUUCUGUCCAUUUGUUCAUUUGUUCGUUUAUUCAUUUAUCUAUUUACGAUAUGAUAUCACUUCUGUGUCUCUAUGGGUGGGAAGAUUUCAUGAGGCGCUUCAUACCCUGUUCUGUAAGCCACAGGGGCAGUUCCAGACUCAAUUGCAAAAGUACCAUGCAGACCUCGGGGUUGAACAAAAGUACCAUGUCAAGGAUAAGGUUACUGGGGUUGAAAACAAAAGGACCACGCAUGAGGUAUCAGCAAGGCUGAAGGAGAUUCUAGGUUUGCGGCUGGGAUAUAUGAAGCUUUGGACUUCGCCGGUUUUUCGUGGUCAUAUUAUUUAAUUGUCGUUUUAAUUGUAUCUUUACUCUCGCUGUGUUUCGAUACUUUGACUUCAGUAUUUGAAACUAUCAGCUCGGGCGGGCUGGAGAAAUGGUUGAGAUGGCCACCAAUCUUGACUUUAACCUCGACGUUGAGACAUUGUCGCAAGAAUUUACAGGGAAUUUUUGGGAGGGCUUCAAUGCAUCGGGAGGUUUCGAUUAUGGUAUUGGACGAUUGGAAGUCGAACCUAGCGCUCUCGAUCGAUCAGCACCUUCCAUACAUUCAUGGCCCUCACCAUCUACUGGUCUCAAUCCAUGGUCCCCGCCUUCAUUGUCCUCCUACGAUGCGCCUACCUCGCCUCCAAUUACUACAGCUAACGAGGACCUAUCUAUGGUCAGGUCUAUGUUACCCCCGCCAAAGGCUGCUUCUAGACUCGCUCCCAGUGAACACUCUGCAGAGGAGUGGGAGAGCCAGAGAUCAAUUUUCACGCAACUCUACCUGACCGAAGGCAAGAGUCUCAAGGAAGUGAUGGAAACCAUGGAGAGUAAAUAUGGAUUUCGUGCAACGCCACGACAAUAUAAGCGACGAAUUGAACAGUGGAAGCUGGACAAGAACAUCAAGGAAAAUGAUAUGAGAGUUAUUCUGCGAAAAGACUUGAAAAGGAAACGUGAAGGGAAGAAGAGCGAGUUUCGAAUUAGUGGCCGGGAAAUUGAACCAAAGAAAAUCCAACGCUUCGCGCAGAGAUACAAAGUAACCGAGGAGACAAUCCUUGACUUUAAUGUUGAAACUCCUUGUUAUAUUGAUUGCGAUACCCCGGCACCGAUCAUUGAGGAUGAAGCCAUUCAACAUCAUACGAGGGAAGAAGACAGCACUAAAGUCUCAACAACACUUCCUCUACCAGGCGCACUGGUGAACCAGGGCCAGGACCGAGAGACUGUGAUAGCUAAUGCUAGAAAAAUGGUCCUAGAUCGGUUCAUUCGGGAACCUGGUCUUGCCAUUCCGAGUGAAUCUGCAUUUGAUCUCUCUGUCCUCAAGUAUUCUCCCGAACUGGAUGGCGUGUCGGACGAAGUGGUUAAUAGAUGGAUCAGAUACAGACUCCACGAAUUCCUUUUUUUAUUGUCGCCCGUUUUUUUAUUGUCGCCCGAUAUUCGCUCUGAGGCUCCCGAUUUUGACAUUCCCCUAUCAUCCAAUAAUUUCCCUCACGAUCACGAUAUUCUACUGAAAAAGUCAGACCAAAUAUCGCGCAGUAUUCUUUUACUCGGAUUCUGGCUUUUCAAGCAAAAUUUUCCUGAGGAUAAUUGGACGAAGAAAGACUUCGAGGUAAUCUGCGAGGGUCACAUUUUUGAGUACCUGUUGCGUUGUUGCGUCGCAUACCACUGUAAAGAGCGAGGUUCGGAACGAGAACGUCUGUUAUGGAGUCAUUUUACAAAACGCGUCUCUAUCCCAUGUUUUGAGGACUUCCUAAAUUUUGAAUAUUCUAUGUCUCCGAUGAAGUUUUACAGGCUCAGAUAUUUUGCUUGGGAUUUGUUUAGCAUGGAAAUUUUGCGUAUCGAUGAUUGGAAUAAUUUUGUGGAGAGAGCAAAAAGGGAAUUGAACCUUAUGGUUAAGUCAAUUUGAGGUGCUUGCUUUCAUAGGGAGACCAAAGAUGUAACUAUCGGAUAAUCUGGAAAUACAGCGGUCUUGCAUGAAGAUAUAGGAACUUUGUUCUAAUGGCCAUACUAUUGUGCUUCAAGGGUUGGGAUUAUCAAAUCACAGAGUGCUGAAUAAACCGAGGCUCUGAUACAGAGUAUCUGGAAAUUACUUGGGAUGAAACCGUUUUGCAGUCGUGGAAGAUUUGGAGAAAGAUAGGAGGAGAGGGUGGAAUAUGUUUCCCGACAACAGUUCGUUUGGCUACUGGACGUUGUUGAAAUUUUGUUGUUUCAAUUCGAACAAAACUAGCAUGUAUCACAAUCAUGAUGACACUUUGAACUGGAGAACAAAAAAAAAUCAAUCGACGAGUUGUCAUUACUGAUACGUUUGAAUGUGAGUCUGCAAAAUUACUUUAAAGGGAAUGUCUAUCUAUACUAUACGCCUGGUAUAUAUCAAUUAGAAGAGGAAAUGAAAGGCUGUUAUUGGGCUCAACGGAUAUUAUGUAAAUGAAAGAUUGUUGUGGGUUCGUGGGUAUCAUCGAAAUGCGGGAUUUAAAGGGGGGGGAAAGAGGAAGGUGAAGUUCUUUUGUAUUUGUAUUGCGCGUCAUUUUCGGUGUCAUUAGAGAUACUAGGAUAUUUGUUUCUAUUUUCAGCAAUCUCAUUCUUUUUUUUCUAAUUAC
This is a messenger RNA of Botrytis cinerea B05.10, 2681 nucleotides long. RefSeq lists its product as hypothetical. The coding region runs from base 485 to 1990 and encodes 501 amino acids. The record is from RefSeq and is a predicted model, not a curated record. NCBI's taxonomy places the organism in Eukaryota, Fungi, Ascomycota, Leotiomycetes, Helotiales, Sclerotiniaceae. The transcript is spliced from 4 exons.